Messenger RNA from Nothobranchius furzeri (turquoise killifish), 3096 nucleotides. RefSeq names its product nuclear receptor subfamily 5, group A, member 1b (gene nr5a1b). The record is from RefSeq and is a predicted model, not a curated record. Gene Ontology annotation, molecular function: nuclear receptor activity; RNA polymerase II cis-regulatory region sequence-specific DNA binding; zinc ion binding. NCBI's taxonomy places the organism in Eukaryota, Metazoa, Chordata, Actinopteri, Cyprinodontiformes, Nothobranchiidae. Gene Ontology annotation, biological process: regulation of transcription by RNA polymerase II; tissue development; hormone-mediated signaling pathway. Gene Ontology annotation, cellular component: RNA polymerase II transcription regulator complex.
CAGAGACCGUCCCUCCUCCACAGGAUGAUGAAAUGAUGGUUAGCGAGAGACGUAGAGCUAGAAGAGAAACCCGCAGGUGGACCUGCUCUCACUCAGCUGCUGCUGGUUCCACAGGUGGAACAGUCAGAAUGGAGUGCGGAUAUGAUGUGGACGUGGAGGAGAUGUGUCCGGUGUGUGGAGACAACGUAUCCGGAUACCACUACGGUGUUCUCACCUGUGAAAGCUGCAAGGGAUUUUUCAAAAGAACGGUUCAAAACAACAAGACCUACAGCUGUGUGGAAAACCAGCAGUGCAGCAUCGAUAAAGCUCAGAGGAAGCGGUGUGCCUUCUGCAGAUUUCAGAAGUGUCUCCAUGCUGGCAUGCGUCUGGAAGCUGUUCGUGCCAAUCGCAUGAGAGGGGGGAGGAACAAGUUUGGCCCCAUGUACAAGCGUGAUCGUGCUCUCAAGCAGCAGAAAAAGGCUUUAAUACAAGCCGGUGGAUUCAGACUAGGAAACACAUCUUGUCUGAACGCAUCUCAGCAGAAAGCCGUUGCACUAACUGGGAACAUCCACUCAGUCACCAUCCUUCACGGUACUCCCCUAGACACAGAUCAACCUUCAUCAGUGUCCUUCCUCCUGCCCCCUGGUGUUGCCCCACACCACUGCUCCUCCCCAUCUAACCUCCACAAGUCAGAGAUCAGCAAAAGUUGUGCAGAUUCAUCAGGCUUUGCUGCAGGAAUCUUCAUUGAUCCUUAUGACUCAUACUCCAGACUCGUUAUCAGUCGAGGUCCAAGGGUGCCCCCGCUUGUGAUGGAGUUUCUACGCUGUGAUCCAGAUGAGCUGCAGCUGCAGAAUAAAAUCAUAACUCGCCUACAACAAGAGGAAAGUAACUGCCAAAGAGAUCCAAACAUCUUCAAUCCAGUGUUUGUCUUGGUCGAUCAGCUGCUGUGCUCCAUUGUAGAGUGGGCACGCACAUCCAUCUUCUUCAAGCAGCUUCAGGUCAAUGACCAGAUGAAACUGCUGCAUUGCUGCUGGAGUGACCUGUUAGUCCUGGACAUCAUCUCUAAACAAGUCCUUUAUGGCAGAGAAGGUAGUCUGUACCUGGUCAGCUGGCACCAGUCGGAGCUGUCAGACAUAGCUCCUCAUGACGACCCCGCUGUGGACAGCUUGACCCAAAGAGGACACCAGUUUGUGGAGAAGCUCCGCAUCCUAAGGGUGGACCGUCCAGAGUUUGCCUGCAUCAAGUUCCUGAUCCUAUUUAAUCCAGAUGUGAAGGAGCUAGAAGACCACCGAUUUGUAGAGAAGAUGCAGGAACAAACAGAAGGAGCUCUGCUGGAGUACACGCUGACCACCUCGUCUGAGAGCUCUGGUCGUUUCACUCAUCUGCUGCUGUGUCUGUCUGAGUUACGCUCCCUCAGCGCUCAGAUGGAGGACUACCUGUACAGCAGACAUCUGAGUGGGGCGCUGCCCCGCAACAACCUGCUCAAUGAGAUGCUCCACGCAAAGCACAGCUGGACAUAAGUCCUCUGGACUUGGUUUUGAAACAUUCAGCUCCUAUCAAGGCUGAAUAGAUUGUCUCUGGUGGUUUUCUGUACUUUGAAGUUGAAACGUAAUACCGUGUGUAAGAUAAAAUGUGGUAAAUUCAUUCUAAACAAGUGUUUCUGAAACAGGACCUUAGGUAUGAGUGUUUAUCUUUCUGUCUGUGUGAUAGAUAAGCAAUCUGUCUACAUUGUACUGGUGUCUGGUAUAGUAAUAAAAUCUGAGAUUUUUAAACAACCCCUUCCCUUUGCUCUGUUUAUUGCCCAGUAUAUUAAUUAAAUCCCAAAAUGUAUUUAUUUGAUGUGAUGUCUUUAAAGCACCCUGACCAAAAUAAUCCAAGGAUAUUUGUCAAACCAACAGUUAUCCAAGAAUAACAGACAAAAGUGAAACCUGCUCAUCAAAACUUUGUUUCAGCCAGUUCAAUUUAAGGAUUUUGCACAUGAAAUUAAGCGUGUCCAAGUCUAUCAGCAUUCAAUCACACCUGUAGAUUGACUGGAGGGAGGAAUGGGAAUGUUCUUUUUUCCUUCGAAGUCUAGAUCAGACCAGGGGUCUGCAAUAUUUACAAACCAAAGACCCAUUUUUCCACCUGUCCACCAAAAUAAAACUAAUUUAUAGCAGCAAAUGUUACAAGACCUUUUAAAUAAUGAUAAUUUAGAAUUUAUGGAAGACAAUUAUGGCCACUGACACAGAAUAUCUCCUCUAUUAUUAGGUUUUAAAGUGAAUAAAUAUACUUUAGUAAAAAGAGUAUGGAUAUUAUCUAUGGGAUGUUGACAUCUGUUUGUAAAAAGGUAGAUCACUAAUAUGUUUAAUGUCAUUCUGCUGUGGAAAUUUGAUGCAGUUAUUCCAUGAAAGAAAAUGAAAAGCUGCGUAGACUGGUGUUUUUAUCGUACUGUAGCCUAUCUAUAUCUAUGAAUUUAAGUUUGUUUGUUUGGGUUUAUUUUUUAGAUAACUUUUUAGCUAAAUUCAUAGAGAGCCAUUGUGGAAGGUCUGUAGAGCCCCAUGUGGCUCCAGUGCCUCGUUUGCAGACCCCUGCUUUGCGUCAAUGCAGCUUUUAUAAUAGACAGAGAUGCAGAUAUUUUACAAGUACUUUGUUUUUUAAAUAAUUCAAUUAAAGAUUUUAAGAAUUCAAAGUAUCAGAGGUUUUCUUAGUAAUUUAGAACCUGUGAAAGACCAGAACCAUCUCACUGAUCUUUGCAGAAGCCUGACCUGAACAUUCUUUCAUCACACAUCCCGUGUUACAAAAGAACUUAACUGCAGAUCUCUGAAAUAUUCAGCAAACAGAGUUCACAGGAGUCAAAACUCAGAUGGUUUAAUAACUGGUUUGCUGUAAUACUUAGAUGCUCAUUACCAUGUUUCCUUCUCUUCUUCCUGGUUAGUUUCCUGUUUAGUUUUACUUUUAGUUCCUGUCAUGUUUUUGUGCUAAAUUUAGAUCCUGUAUUAUUGAAUGCAGAAAAUGGUUGAUUACCUGUGUAAUAAUGUGUUGUGUGAGUUGGUUUCUCUUUGUAGUUUCUGCCUGAUAUAAUAUUUGGUUUUAGGAAGCUAAUUCACUUUCAGGUAAUAAAGUUCUGUGUUCAGCGUG